This is a messenger RNA of Pseudocercospora fijiensis CIRAD86, 1035 nucleotides long. RefSeq lists its product as uncharacterized. Lineage: Eukaryota; Fungi; Ascomycota; Dothideomycetes; Mycosphaerellales; Mycosphaerellaceae. Bases 1 to 1035 code for a protein of 344 amino acids. The record is from RefSeq and is a predicted model, not a curated record. The transcript has 7 exons.
AUGCGGUCCAGUCGCGUAGUAGUCCGAUAUAGAAUAGUUGGAAGGUGGAAGAAAGAGCCCACCACCUGCCACACUAAAAACCUCCUUGCGCUCAAACAGCAAGGGGCUGAAACGGAGAUAGUAUUAUACAAGGAAUUUCUCUUCCCUGCGGAACCUCCAAAGCCCACACCCCAGCCGACAGCAGUUGCUCAGAUAACCGUACCGACUCCAUCGCCAAAUCUCUAUGAGCAUCACCCAACGAUCCGACUACGAAGCCCAGCCGAGACUAUUGUGCUACCACUCGAUGGCUCGACAAUCCUCGCCUCAAAAACGGUCGUCACAGUUGCUGCUGGACAGACAACCCUGGCCUCUGGAGCCGCUGCAAUCAUUGAUGGCUACCUCGUUGCCUUCGAGUCCGGCCACAUCGUCAUAGACGGCAGAACCACUGAAUACUUCGGAUCGGGAGCCACAUCGAAGCUUGAAGCUAAUUUUCUGCUUCUGAAAUCAUCACGACCGAUAGGAGCGGCCAAAUCAGCACACUUGCAGUUAUUGACGGAACAAUCGUACAUCUGGGCCCGACAGCGUCACAUCAUCGAAUUCCAGCCAGAUAAACUCACCGUCGAUGGAUCUAAGACUGUUGAAUUUACGGCGCUUGCUUCAGCUUUCCCAAGCGUCGCGACUUUGUCAAUCACUCCCUCCCUCACUCUCAGCGCUUUCGAGACAGUCAUCACCGGUAGUGAUGGCCACACCACAGAAGAAGCCAUAAUUGGCAGCGAGACACUCUUCGCUGGUGGUCCACAGAUCACGCUUGAUGGCGAAGUGAUCAGCCUUGCAAGUGAUGGCAACCUCGUUGUCAACGGGACCGAGACGAUUGAGUUCUCUCCUGCCAGAAACAGUGCUACCUCUAGCGUGACGAGUGGCAACGAAAUCAAAGCUACCUCAAGCUUUGUCCAUCCUGCGACAACUGGCACUUCAAUUGGAAGUCCUAUUGGCAAGUUCCCCGGAUACUCUUUGCUCAUCGCCUAUCUCGCAAUUAGCAUCUCAAUCAUGCUGUAA